Molecule: messenger RNA, 1203 nt
Organism: Morchella importuna
Lineage: Eukaryota; Fungi; Ascomycota; Pezizomycetes; Pezizales; Morchellaceae
Exons: 6
Coding region: 1-1203 (400 amino acids)
Molecular function (GO): pyridoxal phosphate binding; molybdenum ion binding; catalytic activity
Source: RefSeq, a predicted model, not a curated record
AUGGCCGUGGAACUUCCCCCCACCGUGGCAGCCUCGUCACUGCAGCAAUUCCUCAUGUCAGGUGCCGCGGCGGUCAUCAGCUGGCUGGUGUUCACCCGGUUGCUCAGAGCGGCAGACGUCGAGCCAAAGGGCGAGAAGAUGGGGUUGGGUCCGGAGAAAAGCAACCUUGCAGAUGAGUUUCAGUAUGGCCCGGACGGAGAUGAGGAUUGGAAGGUCAAGAGCCUGUGGAUAUACCCCGUAAAGAGUUGCAGAGGGGUCGAGGUGGAUGAGGUGAAUGUAGUGCCUACUGGUUUUGAGCAUGACCGCCAAUUCAUGUUCGCCGAACUCCGGCCCUACCCGCGCACUGGCGCCCCGGAAUGGAACUUCAUCACGCAGCGCCAAUACCCGCAAAUGGCGCUCAUCACACCCACCAUCCACACGCAGCCCAAGUCCCCCACCGGCGGGACCUUGAGCAUCACAUUCCCCCUCACAGCCACGCCGCGCCCAUUGCCGCUGUCACUGCUCCCAGCGGGUACGGACACGAGGACAUUCCAGCUGCCGCUGUCGGGCAGCAAGGAUGUCAUGGCAAGAUUCCCUCUCGUCAAUGUAAAGAUCUGGAAAUGCACCCCCGAGGCAUACGACGUCAGCAGUGUGAUCCAGAGCGAGCUGAAGGAGCUCGCGGCCUUCCUCGGCGCGAAGGGGGAGGUCAGGCUCUUUAGGACCUGCGAGGAGCGGUUGAGGGAGGUGUACAGGAACGCGCCGAGGAAGGAGGAGUUGGGCUUCCAGAGUGUGGUUGGGUUUGCGGAUGCGUAUCCAGUGCAUAUGCUCAACCUGGCUUCGGUGCGGGAACUAAAUAGCAAGAUUACAGACAAGAUCCCAGAUCUUAGCGUGAAGCGCUUUCGCGCUAAUAUCGUUGUUUCGGGACCUAAAGCAUUCUCAGAGGAUGAUUGGAAGAAGAUUACGUUUGGAGGAAAGAUGUACUACGCUGCUGCACGUACGGUCCGAUGCCGCCUCCCAAACGUCAACCAGGACACCGGAGAGAAACACAUGCAAGAACCCGACAAAACCAUGCGCUCGUACCGCAACAUUGACGCAGGGUCGCCGAAGAAUGCAUGUCUGGGCAUGCAGCUCGUGCCCGCGGACGAGCGGAGCGUGCUCAGAGUCGGCGAGAAGCUGGGCAUCGUGGAGACUGGCGAGCAUUUGUAUAUUCCUUUGUUCUCGUGA